GAUAAGAGCGUCUGCUAAAUGACUAAAAUGUAAACGUAAUGUUCAGAGCCAAAGCAUACUGCUCAGACCACUGCGCUACGGCAGUUCACAAUGCUCUAGCAAGCCUUGAUGGUAAUAUUGAGUUGUUUUAAGCCUUCCCCAAACCACAGCCCUAACCUUAACCACUCUGAAUUAAUGCUUAAACUGUUAACCUUUGAGUUGUUUCAAUUAAGUAACCAAGCGGAAUUAACCCUCUAACCACGCAGAAUUAAUGCGGGGGGAAAAAAAUGUUACAUUCAUCCAUAAUACUUUGAAUUUCGUUAAGAUGUUAUUUUCCCAGCUAUCAUUGUCACUUGUGUGGCUUUUUUUUUUUAAAGCAGAGCAACGUCUAAACAUGCUGCUUUCCAUACGAAAGGCCUUUUUUUUUAAUUAAAACUGAUGUUCAUUUGAAGUGUUCCUCUGACGACCCAGAGCAGCGACAUGAAUAAGUUAGUACUCUCUGCUUUGCUAAGCAACACAGACUGCAGAAAGAUAUAUUUGCAUGGCGUGCGAAGCCUCCAGAACCUAUCAAAGGGUAAGAGCAGGAGUACAGUGCAGAGGUGUGGGUGGCUGUUCGCUGUUCAUCCUUCCGUGAGACUAUUGACGAAGGCUUAUCAGAUAGAAAACAAGACCGUGUUUACCAAUAGUCUUGCUUGCCAAGCUCAUGACAAGACAGAUUUCGGAAGACACUAGUUUAGCAACUAUACCAGCCUCCUUGUUUUUUUUUUUUUGGGGGGGGCUGUCUGAGGUAAGUGGAGUGCAGAGUGAUCUGACGUGUCAGAGAAAUUGUCUUAUCAGAUGAAACUGAAGAAUUGCCUCCUUGUGGUCUGAGAUUGUCUGAGACUGCCCGAGGAUGUGCAGAGUCAUCUGACAUGUCAGAGAAGUUAUCUUAUCAGAUGAAACUGAAGAAUGGCAUCGUUGUGGUCUGAGAUUGUCUGAGACUGCCCGAGGAUGUGCAUUGAAUUGGCAGGGAACGCAUGACAGACACGGUUGGGAAAUGCUGGUAAAAUAAAACCAACAGCAUUUUCAGAAACAUCAAGAUCACCAGUGUGCUGGAUUUAUCCAUUAUUUUCUGGGAUUGGGAAGACAUGGCUGCAGAGAUGGAGGCAGAGAGGUUGCAUGGUCCUCGAAUGCAUCGUCUGUGUCUGUGGAGGAAGAACAUACACGGUCUCUCCUGCAGGCUGCUGUGCUGCUGCUGCUCCUGUGUGGGAGGAGAGGACAAAGAACUAAUACCAGGCCAGAGCCAGAGAGGGCAGAGCGGGGAGAGGGACACACAGCUAGAGUGGACUUGUCUUGGGGACGACCAGGGGAUCUCAGGGGAGGGAGAGGCCAGUGCUAUCCACAUCACGGUGGAGGAUCUUGGGCUGGCCAACCCUAGCUUCACCCUGACCAAAGAGGAGGUUGCACCAGUCCAGAUGUUCAGUACUUUUAGUCCAUCUUCCAACUCUGUGUCGGCCGUCCGCAGGGCACUGAAGAAGAAAAGAAUGCUGAAGCCUCUGUCCUCCCUUCCUCUCCAGCUGGGAGGAGACCAGCCGGGAGGAGACCAGCCGGGUGGAAAGCAGACAAAGAGGAGAAGCCCAGCCAGCGAGGAGGAGCCUGGGGCAAACCAGAGGAGAAACAUAACAGGCGAAGGGGAGCAGGAUGAGGCAAUGGAGGAGCAGGAGAAGGAGGUGGAGGUAGCGGAGGAGGAGGACUCAAUUCUGUUUGACACACCUGGAGGCUCAGGUACAGGUAGCCUCCUCACCCCACCUGUCAUCAACCUGAUCCCUCCCACUCCCUCUGACGUCCUCGAUGAAGACCAGUUCUUUGAUGACAUCAUCUCGGACGAGGAGAGCGUGGCGCACACGUCUGGGACUGGUAGUGACGGGAGUAGCAACACCGCCGGACACCGGGAAGAAGAGGAAGAGGAGGAGAGGAUGGAGGAUUUGGACCAGGAGCCUGAAGAGGAGGGGAACAAGAGAGACGCGGAAACCCAGGAGAGGCAAGUGGUGGAUGGGAGUAAAGGGUAUCUGGGAGAAUCAGACCAGGAGGUGCUCCUUCAUGCUCCAGUCCCCGAGAGGGAGGGGGAGGUCAGGGUAAAGGCUGCUGAGGAAAAGGAGAGACCCAAGCCCAGCUUCCUCCGUAGUGCCUACCAGGUGGAUCCUCUACCUGAGUACCCCAGGAAGAGGAGCUUCAACUCGAGCGUCAAUCUGCCGUUGUUCACCGAGCACAACCUGGGUGAGUGAGGUGUGUGUGUGUUUGUGUUCCCAGGCAUUGGUUUGCUGUGACUCGGUACCCUUCAUCACUCUACUCCCGUCAUCUUCAUCUUCUUCACUCUCUCUCUGAAAGGCCUGCUCUCCCCAUGGACUCGAUCUACCUUACUCUCUGAAAGGCCUGCUCUCCAAACAGACUCGACCAACCUUACUCUCUGAAUGGCCUGCUCUCCACACAGACUCGACCGACCUUACUCUCUGAAAGGCCUGCUCUCCCCAUAGACUCGACCGACCUUACUCUCUGAAAGGCCUGCUCUCCCCAUAGACUUGACCGACCUUACUCUCUGAAAGGCCUGCUCUCCCCAUAGACUCGACCGACCUUACUCUCUGAAAGGCCUGCUCUCCAAACAGACUCGACCGACCUUACUCUCUGAAAGGCCUGCUCUCCCCAUAGACUCGACCAACCUUACUCUCUGAAAGGCCUGCUCUCCCCACAGACUCGACCGACCUUACUCUCUGAAAGGCCUGCUCUCCAAACAGACUCGACCGACCUUACUCUCUGAAAGGCCUGCUCUCCCCACAGACUCGACCGACCUUACUCUCUGAAAGGCCUGCUCUCCCCACAGACUCGACCGACCUUACUCUCUGAAAGGCCUGCUCUCCCCACAGACUCGACCGACCUUACUCUCUGAAAGGCCUGCUCUCCCCACAGACUCGACCUACCUUACUCUCUGAAAGGCCUGCUCUCCCCACAGACUCGACCGACCUUACUCUCUGAAAGGCCUGCUCUCCCCACAGACUCGACCGACCUUACUCUCUGAAAGGCCUGCUCUCCCUACAGACUCGACCUACUUUUCUCUCAUUUCAGUCUUCAAACUAGGGGAAGACAAUACAGUGUUAAAUAAACAGCCGAGAACAGCCUCAUUGUUAGCCAGUUACUUUUUCCACUUCAUUCAUUAACUAGGCUUAUUUUCAUUUAAAAAAUAUUACAUUUGCUAGUCAGAAAUGUGUGUAUAGCCUUAUCCCGCUAGAAGAACUAAAUGUAUCUUCUAGUGGUCUAUUGAUAGGACAGACGCCUGUCAGUCACAUAGCAAGCGAUGACAGGGACACUGCUGGUUGGUCAGUCUGCUGUCUGUCCCGCCUCUCAGUACCUGGGUUUGUGUUUGUUCUUGUUGGCUGCAGUCUAAUUUAUUUUCACGUAGCAGGGAGAGCAUGAUGCUUCUUCAUCCUUUCACGUGAGUGUAUUUCCACAAAUCCAUGUGACGUAAGUGGUCAUGAUGAGUUGAAAUCCACUACGUUAUUGUUUUGUGGCAGAUCCAUUUCUUUUUUUAUAUCGCAUCUGUACAGUAAACCAACAAUUUCCUUUGUAUUUUCCUAGGAUUUGAAGACCAUGUCUUGACUUGCCAGUGAGCGCUAAAGUGACUCGUCAGUGUUGACUAGUGAUGGGUUGUUUGUGAACGAAUGGCUCUUUUUGAACGGAUCAUUUAGGUGAACGGAACUAAAUUAUAUCGGUGAGAGAGAGAGUCGUUCAUUUGGCUCCCUAAUUUGCACACUGGUAGACCACUACUGUUAUUUAUUUUGGCGACUAUUUGAAGAUAAAUUCUGAAAACAUUAGGUGAAGAUGUUAAAGCCUCACUGCAGGAACAAUAGGUAGUGGAGAAAGAGCCUCGUUCUGGUCCAAAAUACGAUAGAUGAAAACAAAUUUAAGGUUAUAAAAUCUAACGUCAUGAUAUUGAUGUAGGCCUACUGAUUUGAUUAAAAUGUCGAACACGAAAGCAGUCAACUGCUUCCUUCUAUGUAGCAGA
Salmo salar (Atlantic salmon) is the source of this 4015-nucleotide messenger RNA. NCBI's taxonomy places the organism in Eukaryota, Metazoa, Chordata, Actinopteri, Salmoniformes, Salmonidae. The record is from RefSeq and is a predicted model, not a curated record.